Molecule: messenger RNA, 1292 nt
Organism: Physella acuta
Lineage: Eukaryota; Metazoa; Mollusca; Gastropoda; Physidae
Product: poly [ADP-ribose] polymerase tankyrase
Cellular component (GO): nucleus
Molecular function (GO): NAD+ poly-ADP-ribosyltransferase activity
Source: RefSeq, a predicted model, not a curated record
GCAUGCUUCAUUGAUGAAUGCACAGUAGGCAGAGUUGGUUUCGAAUUCAAGGAACAAGAACGGAUUCCUUUUUUAGGCGCAUUAUGCCGCAAGGUGAAUUACGUGUCAUUUUAGAAGUUACUUGUUGAUAAGCUGAGAUUCGAGGAAAAAAAAACCCACUGAAAAUGAAAGUUGAAGUUUUUCAGUCGAUUUUUUCUGUGAAUGCAGCACGAUGUUUUCAUACAACACACCCAGGAGAGGAACUGUCGAGUACCUCAGAUACGUUGUACAGUCUGAACCAGACAUCCCAAGUAACUGGACAACACGGGGCAGUGGGCGGUCAGUGCUGGCGGAUGUGGAUUCUUCCACCAAACAAGCCAUUAUCAACCUGGUACAAUCCACAUGGAACCCUGCCCAAACCAGCUUCGGCCGAGACGCCUUCGGUCUUAGAAGAGAUACCGGUCUUAUGAUCCUCAAUGUAGAAAGAAUUGAGAACCCUGACCUUUUUAGGAGGUACAAAGCCGCCAAACAAGAACUGCUGUUCAAAAAGUUAAGAUCAGGCAGAGUGUGUGAAAAGGUGGGUGAUCUACCCAAAUCUAGUGGAGGUGUAGUUACCAGCAGGUAUCUGCCAGACUUCUUGACGGACGACCUGUGUCAAGAGGUUAACGAGCACUACCUGUUCCACGGGACGACAUUUGACAGGAUCGGCGGGCUGAAAGACAUCGGCUUCAGAAAGUCUGCUGGAGGCAUGCUAGGCUCUGGCAUCUACCAGGCCGAGAAGUCCACUAAAGCCAACCAGUAUGCAGAUCCCACUGACGCACGAAGUCCUGAUGGCCACAGACUAAAGAUAAUACUUAGCCGCACAUUGCUGGGGGAUGUCUUCUUGUGUAACAAGAGCAAUUUGUCGAUGGUACAGGGCCGCAACAGCCCUCCGUCUGGCUACGACUCUGUGAUGGCAGACGGCGACUGGCUGUUCCGUGAAUUUGUUGUCUACGACGAGAGCCUGGUCUACCCUGAGUUUGUCGUCACCUACAAGAGAGCUUAAAAGUUUCCCGACAGAGUUUAUGUCACCACUCAAAUAGUUUAUUUGUGUACUUGAAAUGUUUUUUAAAAGCUUCAUUUAGGCUCUCAUGUGUGUGGUAUCUGUAACAGUAAACUGUAACUAUGAACAUCCCCAGAAAAUGUUUUGGUCAUUGUUUUUAGAAGGUGGGUUCCAUAGUUGAGUUUAAAAUAUGUGUGUUGGUUUAAAAAAAAAUAUAUAUUUGUGAAUGUGUAAACGAUGCUCAUAAAAUAUAUUUUUGGCCCAUAUUACC